This is a messenger RNA of Mytilus californianus (California mussel), 2802 nucleotides long. RefSeq names its product signal peptidase complex catalytic subunit SEC11A. Lineage: Eukaryota; Metazoa; Mollusca; Bivalvia; Mytilida; Mytilidae. The record is from RefSeq and is a predicted model, not a curated record. The transcript is spliced from 6 exons. Gene Ontology annotation, molecular function: serine-type endopeptidase activity. Gene Ontology annotation, cellular component: signal peptidase complex; membrane. Bases 98 to 646 code for a protein of 182 amino acids.
GAGUAGAUCACGCUUAGCUGUACGAGAUUUAGAAUCAUCGGAAGGAAACAGAACCGGCAGUUUUACAAAACCGAAAGAAUUAUUUAGAUAAUUCAAAAUGUUCGGGUUAAUGGAGGCAGAUUUUCUAGAUGAUGUGCGGCGGAUGAACAAAAGACAGCUGUACUAUCAAGUUUUGAAUUUUGGUAUGAUAGUGUCCUCAGCCUUGAUGAUAUGGAAAGGUCUAAUGGUAGUCACAGGGAGUGAAAGUCCUAUAGUGGUAGUUCUUAGUGGAAGUAUGGAACCUGCAUUUCACAGAGGAGAUCUGUUGUUCCUAACUAAUCACAGAGAGGAACCAAUCCGUGUUGGAGAAAUUGUUGUGUUUAAAGUAGAAGGCCGAGAUAUUCCUAUUGUACACAGAGUGCUUAAAGUUCAUGAAAAAGAAGAUGGAACAGUGAGAUUUUUAACAAAGGGAGAUAAUAAUUCAGUAGAUGACAGAGGAUUAUAUGCUCCAGGACAGUUAUGGUUAGAGAAAAAAGAUGUUGUAGGAAGAGCUAGAGGAUUUGUACCAUAUGUUGGAAUAGUGACUAUUUUAAUGAAUGAUUAUCCUAAAUUUAAGUAUGCCAUAUUAGCCUGUCUUGGACUGUUUGUGUUACUGCAUAGAGAAUAGAUCUGUUGGUGUAUAAAUGGGCAUUGGAUAAAAGAUCAUCAGACAUAAAUUAAUCAUGUCAGCAAAUUUAGUGCUUAUAAAAACAAUUUGGUGUCAAACAAUAUCAUUUUCAGUUUUUCAAGUCUUGUAAAACAAAUAUUUACUAGUUUGACAAAACCAAAACAAUCAAAAUAUAGUUUUAUGAUAACAAUUUUACAGUAUGAAAUGUGUAUUUGCAUUGGUUGGGUGGACUAUAUUCAGAUCUUGUUUGUUAUGUUGUGAAAAGGCUUGCAACAAAAAAGAGACCAAUUUAGCUCACUCUUUUUAAAGGACAGCAUAGCUAUUUCAACCUAAAUAAUAGAUGUGAAUUACAAGUUAAGUAAAUGUUGACAAAUAUGUUUUGCUCAAUAUGAUAGUUAAGGUGAAGCUAAAGGUCAAUAAGAUUACUUUUUCAUAGAAUCUAAUAUUCAACUUUCAUCACUAGUAGUAGUCAUUUUACAUACUGUGACAUUCACAACCUUGGUGCUUUCUAGUCAUUUAAUUAAAAUAUUGUGUGCAAUUUGUACCAAAAAUAAAAUAACAUUAAGUCAUUGGUUUAAUUUCAUCUGUUAAAGAUGUUUUUUUUAAUCAAUCUUAAUGUUUUGGUGAUUGCUUUUGAAUGCAUUAGUAGAGUUCUCAAAAUCCUUUUUUACCUGUUGGUCCUUACAGAAAACCUGGUGGUCCUCAUAAUUAUUUCUAUUGCACAAUACAUGUACCAAAAUUCUGUCAGUCUUUUGUCAAAUGGUGGUCAAAACCUUUGGACUACCACUUUUCGAGAACUUUGAAUUAAACUCUGAAAUGGUAACCAUUUAAAGUUAAACAUCAGAUAAUGACAGACAGCUACAUUGUCAACUUAAUCCCCCAAUAAAAACAAAGUAGUUGUAUGUAAUUGAUAGAACCUCUGUAGUGUGGCUGUUGUUGCUUCAAAACUGUAAAGUUGAUUAAUGACAAUAAAAACAGAAGGCUGUAAUUUUUUUCACUGUAUGAAUGCAAAUGAUGUAGAAAAUUUAAAUGAAGAGCAGUAGUGUACAUUUCUUGUUUAGAAUUAUACCCCUGUAGGUCUGAAUUUUUAUCAUUAUUCAUUUACUAUACAGAGUAAUAAUUGUCAUAACAACAUCACAAUAUUUUUUUAGUAUAAAUGAAACUUGCAUGUCAACACAUUUAUACCAACCAGUUUCCAUUUAUCCUCAUGCCAUAUUUUCAGUCCAUAGACUCUUUCAGUAAGUCAUCAAGUUAGAGAGUGCAAAUACCCCACUGUUUAGUGUAUUUCUCAUUAAUGAAUUGUUUUAAAGAUAAAAAUUACAUUACUGAUAUUUUCUGUAUGUAUGCAAUGAUAUGAGUUAGGAUAUUAUUUGUAAUUUUCAACCAUGAUAGUUAUUAUGAAAGAUUUUUGUGCAAUAUAGUACAUGAAAAGAACCAUCGAAAAUAGCAGUGUUAUUUUUUUUUUAUCUUAAUAUAAAUAUUCUCAUCUUUCUGUAUAUUACAUUCCUGCCUAGAUAGAAUGUUCUUGUUGUUUGUGCUUCGGCUUCUUUUGUUUUGAAAUUUGAAUUUUUGUAUCAUUGUUGUUUUUAAGAAAAUUUACAUUUGAAAUUGACCUUGUUUAAAUUUCUUUAAGAUGUUUCCGUUGCAUUAAAAAAGAAUUGAUAAACCAUAUUUUCUGUGUUUUCAAAAGCUGAAAUGUUCCUUUUAUUAUAAGAAAUGCUGAAACUAUGACAGAAAAAAAUGUACCCGUAAUGAUCAUACCACAUUCACAACUAAUAUUACAAGUAAUUUGUCUUUGAGCUUUGUAGUCUCAUGAUGUAACUACCUGUUUCCAGAGAAAAUGUAUAAAGAUGUCAGAUAAGAAAAUGAAAUAUAGCUCAAAAUGCAGAAAUUCAAACAUUCAUUAAUCACCAAAUCAUUUCAAAAUACUUGAAAUUGGAAUCAAAUCCCAGGCUUUUGAUGAGGUUGAUCACUUUCUUGGCCAUUAGAGCUGGGUUUUUUUUAGUAUGAAAAGAAGAAAAACUUGUUUGUUUGGAUUAUUUAAAAAUUUAUUGUAUACUUCUUCAUAUUACAUCUAAGAUUGUAGUAAUAUAUGUUUGUUAUAUUUUGUCAAAAAAAAUUUGGUUACUGGAAAUAAAUGAUGAAAAAACUUGUAA